Messenger RNA from Aureobasidium subglaciale EXF-2481, 921 nucleotides. RefSeq lists its product as uncharacterized. The record is from RefSeq and is a predicted model, not a curated record. Bases 197 to 742 code for a protein of 181 amino acids. Gene Ontology annotation, molecular function: protein binding. NCBI's taxonomy places the organism in Eukaryota, Fungi, Ascomycota, Dothideomycetes, Dothideales, Saccotheciaceae. The transcript is spliced from 3 exons.
UACAUAGUCUCAAUCAUGCAAGCAUCGAGGUAUCUUGAAAGCACAUGGACCUGCUUGUACAUGCUGUGCCCUGCUAUAGCGAUGCCAUGCUGGCUGUUACUAUGCUUCAUGGUCUCUCAACGGCUUCUACCUUGAUCUUUCUCGCCGAUAUCACUCAAACAUUUGCAGAGACUUGCUUGCCGGAACCAAAGCUUCGAUGGAGAAGCAGUCUGUGCAAAUCUGUUCUUUGGGACCUCAACACAGACAACUACAAGACGUGUGGAACCAUGCAUCUUUCCUUGUACAAGUUGCUUACGACCUAGAAUGGGCUGCGAUGCAGUUUGAGCUGCUUGAAACGAAGGCGCCUGACCGGCCAACAAAGGCAGUCCUGUUGCUCAACAUUGGCAUCACAUACUCCCUUUGGGGAAGAUACGCACAUGCCGAGAAAGCUUUCCAGAGAGUCCUUCCAUUGCAUCCUUUUACAUCCCCACUGGCACACUUUCUGCUCGGUUUAGUGCGGUUCGAGCUCGGCCACUACGAGCAGGCGCAGAUCAGCUUCAUGCUUUGCGCAAAUGUUCUCCAGCAGACCGAUCGCAAUCGCGACUACAGACCCCUUGGGCUUGACUUUACUCUGUCCCACCAUUUGGUCGUAGAAAAUGAAGAGAUUGCUGCCUGCGAGUGGACGCUCAAACAGAAGGGAAGUCGGAGCCUGUUUCACGAGGGCUCGAGCCUCACAGACCUCUCAAUCAGCAAGCUCAAGUAGCGUCUACAGCGUGCAGUCGAGAGGUGUUUCAUCCAUCUUCAUCGUUCCCGACAUCCAGGCUACAUCGCCGGUUCAAGCCCCCAGACCUCGUACCCCACCUGUGAUCCCCUGGCGACCGUUGCACAAACCGAUGAUACCACGUGCAGCACAAACACAAAUUGAGCCAUCAAAUUUACGCU